Messenger RNA from Taeniopygia guttata (zebra finch), 3476 nucleotides. The record is from RefSeq and is a predicted model, not a curated record. Lineage: Eukaryota; Metazoa; Chordata; Aves; Passeriformes; Estrildidae.
UGUAUCCUGAAUAAACCUCUUCCCCCAAGAGCACCACAGAGAUCUCGCCUGAAUCUGUCCGUGGAAUACAAAUACACGUCGUUACAGACUGGCGCCCAUCGUCGAAUACGAACCCACGGUGACCUGCAACUGCACCCGUCUGGAUGCUUUCCAGCUUUUCUACCUGUAGGACACCUUUCCAUGGACACUAACUAAAUAACCAGGUAUUUCCUCGCCAUCGUAAUCGCGAGCACGGCAUUCUGCUGCUAGGCAGUAACGAACCGGAGCUCUUUAAAAAGUCCCGAAGCCGUCGUACAGCUCAGCGACUCGUUACAUAGUAGCGAGCUAUUAGAGCCCUUAUACGACUUCUGGCCAUUAUUCUCCGAGCACAAGAGAUCGCCGCGAUUCCGCGGCGACCCAAGGCUUUGUGACGAGACUUGCCGCACCACGUGGCCACGUACACAAAGCACAGGCGAGCACUGCUGAGCACUGCCCGCGCUGAAGCUCUGGAGAAAACCCCGCGGUGACCUCAGCACCGACUGCAGUAAACGUCGGAACCUGACAGAGGAUCCCGCUCCUGCGACAUCGAGGUGACCCACCAGAUGAUAAGAUCGAACAUCAGGCGAAUCUACCCAAAAUGGUAUUGGAUGAUGUCAAAAAGAUGGCUCGCAGAGCCUUUUUGCAGAUUCAGCCAGCGGGAACUUCCGAAGAAGCAUACAAUCUAGUUACCCAAGGCUCAUCUGAACCAUUCACCACAUUUGUAGACCGGGUAAUUCAAGCUACUGAAAGGCAAUGUGGUGAUGAUUUGGCCCGGCCGAUAAUGAUCCGGGACAUCCUCGAAAAUAAUGCCAACGCCCAAUGCAAACGAAUCAUCAAGGCCCUAGGAAAAGAAAAACCUACAGUGCCUGAGAUGAUUGAAGCGUGCAACUAUGUUGGGAGCCCACAUGACGUGGCAGUCGUCCAAGCACAUGAACCCGAAGAAACCCGGGGAGAUAAACUGGAAAGGGCUCUUGCAGCACAAGCACAACAGGCAGAAGCAAGAGACCAGAGACUUACGGAACUUCUAACUGCCCUGCAUCUCAGCUCCCAACAACAAUACAACACCAUGGCUGUCAUGCAAGCUGCUCUGCCUUUAGGACCCUGCUACCUCUGCAAAAAACCUGGCCACAUUGUAAAGGAUUGCACAGAAGUCAACAAAAGCCCACAAACGCCUGAUUCGUGCACCACCUGCAAAAAAGGAAAACAUAUGCCCUGGCAGUGCCGAUCCAAACAAGAUGCGAGUAGAAGACCUAAUCCAAAAAACUCCAAGGCGAGCGCGCCGCGUCACCGCGUGAUGAAACAAAUGGUGGCCCCCCAAAACCCCGAGGCACCUGGUGCACUCUGGCGACCUCCAAGCCAACAACCUUCUUAAAGGAUGAUGGCUACGACUAUAUUUCGACAGGAACCACUGGGCCUUCACAACUCCGGCAAGACUUUCUAAUAGUUGGCAAAGAAAGGAAUUGCAUCCUGGGGCUACUUGUUCUACCUUGUGUAGUCUCUGCUAACUGCAAUGAAGAACUAUUAGUGUUAGCCAAGGCUUACUACCCCCCAUUGCAUAUUCCACCUAAAACCCCUAUAGUCAUUGCCAUUGCACUGCCUAUGGGAGCCAUAGACCAGAUACCACCACGUUGUUUCCCAGUCGCUUCUGAAAACCCCGAGGUCCUAUGGGUUCAACACAUAAGUGACCAAAGACCAAUGCUAACUUGUGAACUAUCAAAUGGCGGGGUUCGAGUCACCAUCAAGGGGAUGAUUGACACGGGGGCAGACGUUUCUGUAAUUUCUUCUUGUUAUUGGCCUACUGAUUGGAGGUUGGUACCUCCCCCAAGCACUCUCACAGGCAUCGGAGGUGUCACUCCGUGCUUGCAAAGCGAAUCUGUGAUCAGCAUUGAAGGGCCUGACAGAAUGAAAGCAUUGAUUCGCCCUUAUGUGGUUCAGAAACCCAUCACAGUAUGGGGAAGGGACUUGCUUUCUGCAUGGGGAGCUAAAAUUGAACUGGGUUUUUUGUAGGGGCCACUAAAGCACUCAGCACUCCGAAACUGACCUGGAAGACUGACACCCCUGUCUGGGUCGAUCAGUGGCCCCUGCCAGAUAACAAGCUGAGUGCCCUCAAAGAACUGGUAGCAGAACAACUGCAGAAGGGCCACAUUAAGCCCACUAACAGCCCCUGGAACUCACCUGUAUUUGUGAUCCAUAAGAAAACCUCUAACACCUGGCGACUGCUACACGAUCUCAGAAAAAUCAAUGCAGUGAUCGAAAACAUGGGCCCACUCCAGCCUGGCCUGCCCAACCUGUCCAUGAUACCCAGAGACUGGCCUCUUAUCAUCAUAGAUCUGAAAGACUGUUUCUUCAACAUCCCUCUGCAUCCAGAUGACGCUCCUCGUUUUGCCUUCUCCGUCCCGAGUACGAACUUACAAGAACCGCUUCAGAGGUAUCACUGGCUUUCCCUCCCCCAAGGAAUGAAAAACUCGCCUACUAUCUGCCAAUAUUUCGUCGCCCGCGCGCUGACUCCAGUCCGCCAAAAGUUUCCACAAUCCGUUAUCCUUCACUACAUGGAUGAUCUGCUUAUUGCAGCACCAACACAAGAGCAGAUGAGAGGGACUUGUAGUUAUGCUGUUGCUGAAGUAAAAAAGGCUGGACUUGUGAUCUCUGAAUCAAAAAUACAAGAAACUGCCCCCUGGAAGUAUCUAGGCUGGAAACUAACAGAUCAGUCUAUUUCCCCCCAAAAGAUACAAAUCCGAACCGAUGUCCGCACUCUACAGGACUUACAACAGAUCUUAGGGGAAAUUAAUUGGGUUAGGCCUGUCUUAGGAAUAACUGCUGAUGAACUUGCUCCACUUUUUGAUCUGUUAAAGGGAGACAAUGAACUCAGAUCCCCCAGGUCUCUCACUCCAGAGGCUUAUAAAGCCCUAGAACACAUCACUGACGCUCUGCAGAACAGGCAGGCACAUCGCUAUGUUCCUGGUCAACCCUUUUUCCUUGCAAUCCUGGGAGAAAAGUUGAGGCUGUGCGGCCUCAUCUUCCAAUGGGACUCUUCUCUCAAGGAUCCACUGUUAAUAAUUGAAUGGGUUUUUAUUUCCUAUAGGUCACCAAAGACAAUCCUCACACCUUUGGAGAUGAUGUCACAGAUCAUCAUCAAAGGCAGAGCAAGGCUCCUUUCAAUAGCAGGCCGCGAGUUUGAAACUAUUUACCUGCCCAUGAAGAAAACAUAUUUUGACUGGGCUAUGCAAAAAUCGGAGGACCUGCUGUAUGCCUUGCUGAACUUCCCAGGCACCUGCUCAAUUCACUACCCAGCACACAAAAUGAUCAAAGCCAAGUUAUGUUAUAAGGAGAAGCCCCUGAUCAGUGAAGAACCUUUAAAUGCAAUUACUAUCUUCACUGACGGGUCAGGCCGAACACACAACUCAGUUGUUACAUGGCAAAAUACAAAAACUAAAACCUGGGAACAAGAUGUCCAAAAA